Lycium ferocissimum is the source of this 1696-nucleotide messenger RNA. Its product is annotated as organic cation/carnitine transporter 7-like. The coding region runs from base 149 to 1564 and encodes 471 amino acids. Gene Ontology annotation, biological process: transmembrane transport. Gene Ontology annotation, molecular function: transmembrane transporter activity. The transcript is spliced from 5 exons. NCBI's taxonomy places the organism in Eukaryota, Viridiplantae, Streptophyta, Magnoliopsida, Solanales, Solanaceae. The record is from RefSeq and is a predicted model, not a curated record. Gene Ontology annotation, cellular component: membrane.
UUUCAUAGUUGUUACUAUCAGGUCCAUUCAAGUGUCCUAUCAGUGGGUAAUUAAAAUGGAUCAUAUAGAGCACCGAAUAAUCAGCUAACUUUUUGACUUUGCAUUUUGAAACAGAAGAAUUAUUAAGUCCCCUGUUCAAUGGAGUGAGAUGGAACAGCAAGAUGAAGAGGAGGAUGGCACUGUGUACACAUUGGAAGAAGCACUUACAUCUGUUGGAAUUGGUAAAUUCCAGUAUAUGGUGUUGUGUUAUGCUGGUCUUGGUUUUAUUGCAGAAGCAGCUGAGACUAUGAUUCUGUCAUUUAUAGGACCUGCUCUAAGGUCCCAAUGGGCACUUUCUCCUACUCAAGAAAGCCUUAUGACUACUGUUGUUUUUGGCGGCAUGCUUAUCGGAGCUAUUUUAUGGGGCUUCAUCACAGACACUUACGGAAGAAGGAAGGGUCUUCUAAGUAUAUCAAUAGUGACUGCAGUAUCUGCAGCACUGAGUGCCUUUUCUCCAAAUUAUAAUUUGUUGCUUGCUGUGCGUAUGAUGGUUGGGUUUGGAGUAGGUGGACGAUCCGUAUAUGCAUCUUGGUUUCUUGAAUUUGUGCCUUCACAUAACAGGGGAAUGUGGUCCAUUAUCAAUUCAGGUUUUUGGACAAUUGGAUCAAUACUUGAGGCCUUAUUAGCACUGAUGAUUAUGCCAAGAUUGGGUUGGAGGUGGUUACUGGCUUUAUCAUCCAUACCAUCAUUUGCAGCACUUCUGUUAUUUGUAUUUACAGUAGAAUCUCCUAGAUAUUUGUGUGCCGUAGGUAGAACAAGAGACGCCUGUGAUGUUUUGAGGAAAAUAGCUGUGGUCAAUAAGACACAACUUCCCCCCGGAAAGCUCGUCUCUUCUCAACUCACUGAGGAAUUGCUUUCUCCUGGAAAGAACAAAAUCUCAUCAGGCUUCUCAUCCUUAGUAGUGCUUUUGUCCCCCACAUUACGUAGAAAUACCCUCCUCAUUUGGGUGGUUUAUUUUGGAAAUUCCUUCUCAUAUUACGGCAUUAUAUUGCUGACCUCACUGUUUAGCAGUGGACGAUGUCAACACUCGCCAAUCGCUUUGCACAUGAAUGAUGAUCAGAGCCUUUAUACAAAUGUGCUCAUCAAUAGUCUUGCAGAGAUCCCAGGGAUUCUUUUACCAGCUAUACUGGUGGAGAAAGUUGGUCGGAAAUUCACUAUGGCGUUUAUGUAUGCUUUAUACUUCCUAUUCCUUUUACCACUUCUUGAACCUCAACUGCCUGCUUUGACUACUGCAUUGCUAUUUGGUGCUCGUACUUUCAUCUUGGGAAGUUUCAGUGUUGUGGCUCUCUACAGUCGAGAGAUAUAUCCAACUUUCAUAAGGUCUACUGGUACUGGAGUUGCAUAUUCCAUGGGAAGAAUAGGGGCCAUGAUUUCUCCAGUCGUUGCCGUGCAAAUGGUAAGAGGGUGCCAUCAAAUGGCAGCAAUCAUAUCUUUUGAAGCAGUUAUAGUUUUAUCAGCAGCCAGUGUUAUGCUCUUCUCUCUAGAGACAAAGGGUAGGGAACUAAUGGAUACACUUGUUGUCUAAAGUUUGGACUUAUAUCAUUUUACUUGCAUUGAAGUUCUCUCCACAUUGGAGAGGAAAGAACUGAAAAUAUGUUGGUAUAAUUUACAUUUACUUGUGUGAGAUUGGCUUUUAUGAAAUUUCCUCCCGUCUAUA